AUGAGCUUAUUGUGGUUUGUAGGAUUAUGGGUUAUAGCCUUAGUGGUUGUGAAGAUUAGCCAUUGGUGGUACCAAUGGUCAAACCCCAAGUCUAAUGGCAAGUUACCCCCGGGAUCAAUGGGCUUUCCUAUCAUCGGUGAGACCUUCGAUUACUUUAAACCUCAUGGAUUCUACGAAAUCUCCCCAUUUAUCAAGAAGAAGAUGUUAAGGUAUGGGCCUUUGUUUCGGACUAACAUACUUGGGGUAAAAACCGUGGUUUCGACGGAUAUGGAUGUGAACUUGGAUAUCUUACGACAUGAGAACAAGUACUUUAGUUUAAGUUAUCCAGAUGGUUUAACGAAGCCACUGGGAAAAGAUAGCUUCUUCUUCAAGACAGGAAACAUCCACAAGCACAUUAAACAUAUCAGUAUGCGUCUUUUGGGCUCUGAGAAUUUGAAGCGAAAGAUAAUAAAAGAUAUGGACUGCGUUACACAAGAACAUCUUAGUUUAAAAGCUAAACAACAAAGAUUCGACGUUAAAGACGCAGUUUCAAAUUUGAUAACAUCCCACUUGACACCAAAGGUGAUAAGUAAUCUCAAACCAGAGACUCAAUCAAAGCUUAUCAAAAACUUCAACGCCUUCAGUUUUGAUUGGUUUCGAACUUCCUAUAAGCUCUCUGCUGUGAGGGGUCUCUACAACACCCUAUGGGCAUGUAAAGAUGGGAUGCAGAUGAUGAAGGAUAUUUAUGCGAGGAGGAAAACGUCAAGAGAGAAGUAUGAUGACUUCCUCGAGACGACGUUGGAAGAGUUAGAGAAAGAAGGAAGCUUAGUAAACGAGGAUGUGAUUGUAUGCCUCAUCUUCACUCUUUGCUGUAUCACUCAAGAUACUACCUCUAAGGCCACUUGCAUGGCUGUAAAAUUCGUAUCGGAAAACCCUAAAGUUCUCGCUGAAUUAAAGAGAGAGCAUGAGGCGAUCCUUGCAAGCAGAGAAGACAAACAAGGUGGAGUUACUUGGGAAGAAUAUAGACACAAGAUGACUUUCACCAACAUGGUUAUAAAUGAGUCGCUUCGAUUGACAAACUUGGCUCCUAUGAUGUUUAGAAAAGUGGUGCAAGACAAGUUGACAAUUUUUUGUGCAAAUAUUUCUACUCCAGGAUACACGAUUCCAGCCGGCUGGAUAGUGAUGGUUAUACCUUCGGUGGUUCAUCUUGAUUCCGAAAUCUAUGAAAAUCCUUUUGAGUUUAAUCCAUGGAGAUGGGAGGGGAAAGAGUUACGGUCGGGAUCAAAAACGUUCAUGGUGUUUGGAGCUGGAGUAAGACAAUGUGCUGGUUCAGAGUUUGCGAGGCUUCAGAUUUCAAUAUUCCUUCAUCAUCUUGUCACCACUUAUGAUUUCUCCUUGUCCAAAGACUGCGAGGUGGUUCGGGCGCCAGGUUCACAAGCUUCAGCUCGUGUCGCAAGAAACCCAGAGACAUGGCCAAAGAGGGAAGAGGUUGCGAGAAUGACUGAAAAGGUGUGGAGAUGUGAUCAGUCUCAGCAGUUACAGCAGAACAGAACAGGACACUCUCAGAGGCUACGUCUCUAA
This is a messenger RNA of Eruca vesicaria subsp. sativa (arugula), 1560 nucleotides long. The record is from the annotation of a GenBank genome assembly. NCBI's taxonomy places the organism in Eukaryota, Viridiplantae, Streptophyta, Magnoliopsida, Brassicales, Brassicaceae.